Didymosphaeria variabile is the source of this 1077-nucleotide messenger RNA. RefSeq lists its product as uncharacterized. Gene Ontology annotation, molecular function: nitronate monooxygenase activity. Lineage: Eukaryota; Fungi; Ascomycota; Dothideomycetes; Pleosporales; Didymosphaeriaceae. The transcript has 3 exons. The coding region runs from base 1 to 1077 and encodes 358 amino acids. The record is from RefSeq and is a predicted model, not a curated record.
AUGGCAUCCUCUCAGAAAAUCCGCACGAAGCUCACCGACCUGCUGAAGAUCCAGCACCCCGUGCUGCUCGCCGGCAUGAAUGUAGCAGCGGGUCCGAAGCUCGCUGCCGCCGUGACGAACGCCGGAGGUCUUGGUGUGCUUGGUGGCAUUGGUUACACCCCGGACAUGCUCCGCGAGCAGAUCGCCGAGCUCAAGAGCUUCCUCAACGACAAGAACGCACCGUUCGGUGUUGACCUGCUUCUUCCUCAAGUCGGCGGCAGCGCGCGAAAGACAAACUACGACUACACCAAGGGCAAGCUCAACGAGCUCGUCGACAUAAUAAUCGACAGCGGCGCCAAACUUUUCGUCUGCGCCGUCGGCGUCCCACCCCAAGCUGUCGUCGAGAAACUUCACAAGAACGGCAUCCUCUACAUGAACAUGAUCGGCCAUCCUAAGCACGUACAGAAGUGCCUCGACCUCGGCGUCGACAUCAUCUGUGCCCAGGGUGGCGAGGGUGGUGGACACACCGGCGACGUCCCAACAUCUGUCUUCAUCCCGGCUGUCGUCGAUAUGGUCAAAGGACAUAAGUCGCCCAUGUCCGGCGCCGAGGUCAUGGUCGUCGCCGCAGGUGGUUUGUUCAACGGAAAGUCGCUUGCUGCUAUGCUCACCUUUGGUGCGAGCGGUGUGUGGGUUGGAACGCGGUUCAUUCUCUCUGAAGAGGCCGGUGCACCCAAGGCGCACCAGGAAGCCGUACGCACUUCCGGCUUCGACGACAACGUCCGAACCAUUAUAUUCACAGGUCGACCGCUGCGCGUACGCAACAACUCUUACAUCCAGAAUUGGGAGGAGAACAGGCAGGCGGAGAUCAAGGAGUUGACGGCCAAGGGUGUUAUCCCUGUGGAGCAUGAUCUUGAGAAGCUGGGCGACGAUUUGGACGAUGAUACCAUGGACAACGCGCGGCCGUUCCUGAUGGGUAAGGUCGCUGCGGUCGUCAACGAGAAGAAAACUGCAAGGGAAAUCGUGGAUGAGUUCGUCAAUGACGCGGUCAAGUGGCUGGCGCAGGCGAACUCAUUGGUGGUGUCGAAGGCGAAGCUGUAG